Molecule: messenger RNA, 330 nt
Organism: Brugia pahangi
Lineage: Eukaryota; Metazoa; Nematoda; Chromadorea; Rhabditida; Onchocercidae
Source: the annotation of a GenBank genome assembly
AUGAGCCUGCUGUUAUCGAUGACGAUACCGAGAAUCGAUGACAAUUCUCAUGAUGUGAACGAUACUGGCGACGUAAACAAUUCUGACGACGUGAACGAUUUUUUCUCAACUGAUGUUAUCGUCAACGAGAACUAUACCCAUGUCACCUUUACCUUUCUAAGCACAUCGCAGAAUACCGUUACUCCAUACGCCACGAGUCUCCUCAAUCAAUUAUUGUAUAUUGGACGAAUAACUGAUGCAAUGCUACCUUGGAACACUGGCAGACCACUUGUAGUUCCACUUAAUAGGAUUGUGCAACCAUAUUUUGUCAGUUUAUCCCAACAAAGAUAG